Ustilago hordei is the source of this 1305-nucleotide messenger RNA. RefSeq lists its product as uncharacterized. The record is from RefSeq and is a predicted model, not a curated record. Gene Ontology annotation, biological process: transmembrane transport. The coding region runs from base 1 to 1305 and encodes 434 amino acids. The transcript has a single exon. NCBI's taxonomy places the organism in Eukaryota, Fungi, Basidiomycota, Ustilaginomycetes, Ustilaginales, Ustilaginaceae. Gene Ontology annotation, molecular function: transmembrane transporter activity. Gene Ontology annotation, cellular component: fungal-type vacuole membrane.
AUGAGGAUGGGAAAGGUCUUGAUCACAAGGGCCGGGGUCGAGUCAACCUCGAAGGAGCCCUCUCGGUCUCUUUCUCCGGCACCUGCACAUCCGAAGCAGAUGGACGGUGGCACAGUAGCCUGGUUGCAAGUGGUAGCCUCCUUCCUGCUCUUCUUCAACUCUUGGGGUCUCGUCAACACCUAUGGUGCAUACCAGACUUUCUACCAUUCCCAUCUCCUAGCGAAUGAAUCGGAUUCGAGCAUCUCGUGGAUCGGAUCCGUACAAGCUUUCCUCCUCCUCCUCUUCGGUCUACUCACCGGCCCGCUGUACGACAGAGGCUAUCUUCGAGCGCUCAACAUCGCCGCAACCGUUCUGAUCGUGCUCGGAAUGAUGAUGACGAGUAUCAGCAGGCACUAUUACCAGAUCAUGCUCGCCCAAGGCGUGUGCACGGGACUGGGGAUGGGUUCGAUCUUCAUUCAGAGUAUAGCCAUCCUCUCGGCUUACUUUACUGAGCGACGUGCUCUUGCAACUGGCAUCGCCGUAUGCGGGAGUAGCUUGGGAGGCAUCAUCUAUCCUAUUGUCUUUCAACGCUUGCAGCCUAGCAUCGGUUUUGGCUGGGCGACAAGAGUGCUCGCUUUCAUCGUGCUCGCCACUCAGAGUGUUGCAGUGGUACUGAUGCGACAACGGCCAGGGACAACGACAACCAGACCACGAGCUCUGAUCGACCUUUCCGCCUUAACCGAACCUCCAAUGCUCGUCUUCUCCUUUGCCGCCCUCUUAGCAUUCAUGGGCCUUUACAUCCCUUACUACUACAUUGCCAUCUACAGCCAACACAAGGUUCCGAACAUGCCCCCGUGGCUGCUCCCCUACCUGGUCCCGCUCCUCAACCUUGGCAGUGUCUUUGGCCGACUGAUACCCAACCUGCUUGCCGACAAAUUUGGCUGCCUCAACAUGUUUGUCGUCACCAGCAUCUCGGCCUCCAUCACCGCUUACGCAUGGUUAAGCGUGGACAGCGUACCCAAGCUCAUCCUCUUUUGCAUCUUCUAUGGCGCCUUUUCGGGCAGUUACGUCGCAUUGCAAGGUCCAACCGUGGCUAUGCUGACCCAAGACAAGUCGAGGUUGGGAUCGCGCAUGGCAACCUCCUGCGUCUUUGCCGCCAUCGCCGUUCUCAUCGGCAAUCCUGCUGCCGGUGCGAUCAUCAAUGUGGAAGCGCGGCACUUCAAGCCGGCUCAGAUCCUUUGUGCGACGUUGAUUGUGGGAGCGACAAUGUGUCUGAUGUUGACAAGGUAUCUUUGCGCUGGGAACAAGGUGUUUGUCAAGGUGUAG